AUAUUUUCUGAUUGAGGAGUCAUAAAUUAAAAUCAUUCAAAAGCCUCCUAAAUCUGAAGUCUUCCCUCCGCUCUCUUCCUCCCCUUUGAUGUAGUAUUCUGUGGAGUGUGGUAGAGGGUGUAUAUUGUCUGUGAUUUAUAGCUGUGGAAGUCUUUCAAAGAUUUCUAGACCAUUUCGACUGUGAUCAAAUGUUCCUUUUUGUUGAAGCCAGUGAGCUUGAGAAUAUUAAUACGUAUUAACUUUGUAAUUUGUAAGCCAGUGAUGUCUGUCUAUUAUAUGCAGUUUUCUUUGACUUCUAAUCGCAUUCUUCUUGAUGAAAGAUUACAUUAUUCUCCAAUAGUAAGUAUUAAACUCUGAUGAUCAAACUCUCGGCUGAAUUAUCACCAAGAUUCAUUCCUUUAUUGGACUUUACUAACGGCCAUUAGCUGUUUUGUUUUGUUUUUUUGUUUGAGUAAAUAUAUCCUGGAACUUGAAUAAUUAAGGCCACAUUCUCUGGGGGUUUAAACUUUGUGAAUUGUAGUUAAAUCAUGCCCAUACAGCACAGAAUGUAAAGAAAGCUGUAAUUAAAUCUUCAGCUUAAUUUUUGGGGUCGUGAGUCUAAUCCCCCAGGGUUUUGUUUAUAUUUGUAUGUACAUAUUAUUUUGUUUUGACAUGUUUUAACCAAUGUGAUUUAAAAGGCAAUUUAACUAGUAAAAACUUCUGUGGGUAUUUCACAGUUAUAAAGAUAUUCGUCGCAGAGUGAAGCUUACAUAUGAUCUGUACUCUGUCCAUGUCAUUGUCAUGCUUUAAUUUGGAACUCAUACGUGAUAUGAUUACCGGUAAUUAGACGGAAUAUUCAAAUGGAGACCCUCCAUGUGAACUCCCCCACCCCCAAGCUGUCGGAGCGAUGUGAGACCAGUCUGUCCAUGCUGUCCUCAGGCCAGGACUGCUGUCGGAUUUGUCAGUGUGAGGUGUGCGAGAUCGAGGAUGACUCGCCCCUCAUUGCGCCCUGCCUCUGUGACGGCAGCAUGAAAUUUGUACACCAGGAGUGUCUACAGAAGUGGAUCAAAAGCUCCGACAAAGAAUGCUGCGAGCUCUGUAAAUACGAGUACAAGAUGACGUCCAAAGUCAAACCAUUCAGAAAGUGGGAGAGACUUCAGAUGUCCGCCGUGGAGAGACGCAAGAUAACGUGUUCUGUGACAUUCCAUGUGAUCGCCAUCACGUGUGUCAUCUGGUCGCUGUAUGUGCUAAUCGACAGAACCACGGAGGAGGUAGAACAAGGGGCGUUAGACUGGCCGUUCUGGACCAAACUUAUCGUGGUCGCCAUCGGCUUUACAGGGGGCCUCGUUUUCAUGUACGUCCAGUGCAAAAUGUAUGUCAGACUCUGUCGUAAAUGGAAGGCAUACAAUAGAAUGAUCACAGUGGAAAAUGUGCCAGAUGAAGUGAGGGUGAAGGCCAUAGCGACGUAUACGUCCCCUGAGAAAGCAAAGAUUGCGCAGGAAGAGCGGGAAGGGGGAAUAAUCAACGAGAGCUUGACUACCGAUUCUGAACUGUUGUAGUGACUAUCUACCUAUAUAUUUGUAGUUGUCAAUACUGGGAAUUUCUGUAUAUUGUAUAAAUAUGUUAUUUAAUUAUUAAUUACAUUCCACAUUUAAAUCGAAACCAUCAUCAACAGAAUAAAAUUACACAAAUUUCUACACUUGAAUUAAGCCUGAAAUUUAUUUUUUUUAUGAAUCCCACAGACUUUAUGAAAUUCCUUUGAUUUUUUUUUAUUACAAAGUUAGUGAUACAAAACUAAGUGCUUUUCAGUUGAUUUUGUUGUGACUGAAUGGAACCUGUUAAACUUGCACCCUUCAUAGUGUACUGGGUGAUUAUAAAGGAACCUGUUUAACUUGAUAAAUUGAAAUGCACCUGAUAUAUAUACAUGUAUAUCACACGAUAUAGUUAUGUAACAGGUCUAUCAACAUUAUGUUGUAGAAUUGACUAGUCCUUGAUCUUUACAUAUCAUUUACAGAAUCUUUCAUUUUGUUAUCUUUUUCCCUGCCUUAAUUGAUUCUUGGUUGUUCUUUUUUUUGCAUGCUUUACACUGUGCCAAACAACUUGGAAGUAGGAUUUCUGGGUGUGAAAGUCGACUGUUAAUGUCCAUUGUACUUUGAUUUGUUGUGACUGUGGUUAUAUUUAAUUUAUUGUAAUAUUUAAGUCAGUUAAAUAGAAUUCCUCCUCUGAUUGUAUUGACCAUGUUUGAUGUACUCUAUUUUGUUUGAUUGUGUGCUUUAUGAACAAGUUUAGUGGAUUAUGUCCCUUCGUGAGGUAUGAACAAAUUAUUGUUAGUUUUGUCUGUCUCUUAGUCUGUUUGUCUGUCUGUCUAAAGAUGUUUUGGAAUGAUGGAUGGAAGGUCAAAUGAUGGCCAAGUUCAUGUACUUCUGGUGAAGGUUAUUUUAGGACCAGAUUCAGAACUCUUUUUGGGGGGACGGGAAUUGUAUAUACUUGAUUUGAACUUUUUAGGGGGGAGAGGAUUCAGGAUUUGGAUGUACAUGUUAACUCCUUCACUUCCAACAAAGAUCAUUUCACCAGCAUUUUCCAAAAUAAGUCUGUAUACCUGUGUGUAAACUAUUGAAGUAAAUAUCAUUUGGUGCUAAAUCAUCUUUCAACUCUCUGAAACAGCCAGAUGUCUAUUGGUGUAUUUUCUGUUGGUUUUUGUAUUGUAAGAAGGAACCUAAUUCUAUUACAGUCCCUUUAUAUGUUGUUUGAACUUUAGAGGUACUAAUACUUGCUACUGUUUUUGUUUUAACUGUGAACUAUGAUAGUCAUUGUCAGAGCCCCAGGGUUCCAGGUUGACCCACUGUGAAAUAAAUCCAGGUGUAGUAAAUACUGUACUCUAGGUAAUCUAUAUUAUUUGUUUCUGAAAGGUUGACGGCCUGUAUUUUCUGUAUUAUAUAAUUUUUCAUCAUGUUCAAAUGAAGCAUCAUCAGUCACUUAUUACUAGGAUAGGCUUCAGCAGAGCAUUGCAAGCACCUGCUGAUUGAAGACGUCAUCAUAGGAGUAUGAACUACAUCAUCUAACGAGUGUACAGCUUUAAACUAUAAUUAUAUCAUCAUCUUCAGAGAAAAAAAUGAUUCCAUUGUAGAAAUCCACAUCCCACUGUAUGGAUUAUUGUGAAUUUAAGUGUACAAAGUUAUCCAUGUAAAAAUACAUUUGCUAUUCUUUAAAUUAAAGAUGUAGUUGAUAACAUUACAUUAAUUUUAGCUAUAUUAUAUUUGAUAAGAAAUACUUGUUAAAGGACUUACUCAUACAUGUACUUCAUAAAUAAUUUAUUUUAAAAUAAUGUUCAAAUGCAGGCACAAUAAAAAGGAAUAGGGGGUGGGGUAGUUUUUAAAAAUUAAAAAAAAAAGUUGUUGAUAUUGUUUGUAAAUGAAUUCUUAAUUGAAUAAAGCAUAAAAUCAUCAAA
Molecule: messenger RNA, 3427 nt
Organism: Magallana angulata
Lineage: Eukaryota; Metazoa; Mollusca; Bivalvia; Ostreida; Ostreidae
Product: E3 ubiquitin-protein ligase MARCHF1-like
Exons: 3
Coding region: 840-1538 (232 amino acids)
Biological process (GO): immune response; protein polyubiquitination; antigen processing and presentation of peptide antigen via MHC class II
Cellular component (GO): lysosome; early endosome membrane; cytoplasm
Molecular function (GO): ubiquitin protein ligase activity; MHC protein binding; zinc ion binding
Source: RefSeq, a predicted model, not a curated record